UUUGAUUCAGACGCUCCCAUGCCUGGUUAGGAUGUGCAGUAAAGAGAGACUGCUGGAGGAACGGGUGGAAGGUGCUGAAACCUUGGCAUACUUGAUAGAACCUGAUGUGGAGCUACAGAGGAUUGCCAGCAUCACAGAUCAUCUUAUUGCAAUGCUUGCUGAUUAUUUCAGGUAUCCUAGUUCAGUCAGCGCAAUGACAGAUAUCAAAAGGCUUGACCACGACCUCAAACAUGCUCACGAACUCCGGCAAGCUGCAUUCAAGUUGUACGCCUCCCUUGGAGCGAAUGACGAAGACAUCCGGAAUGAUGAUGUACAUGAUACAUGGUAG
Molecule: messenger RNA, 328 nt
Organism: Amblyraja radiata (thorny skate)
Lineage: Eukaryota; Metazoa; Chordata; Chondrichthyes; Rajiformes; Rajidae
Product: armadillo repeat-containing protein 8-like
Exons: 2
Coding region: 32-328 (98 amino acids)
Biological process (GO): proteasome-mediated ubiquitin-dependent protein catabolic process
Cellular component (GO): GID complex
Source: RefSeq, a predicted model, not a curated record